UAUCUUUGAAGGCAACGAUGAAUGGUGUGCUCUCCAAGCAUUGAAGGCUUAGAAUAUUUUUGAAGUUUCAAAUAUGUCCGGAAAAAGUAAAAUUGGCAUUGUUGGCAGUGGCUUGGUUGGAAAAAGCUGGGCUAUGCUGUUUGCCAGUGCUGGCUACAAAGUCUCAAUCUAUGACAAUGACCCCAAAGUUUCUGAAGCAGUAAUCCGAAACAUUGAAGAACAGUUGAAAAAAUUGGAAGGGUCUGGCUUGCUUCGUGGCUCUUUAUCUGCUUCUCAGCAACUUCAACUUAUAACUGUCACUUCAAAUCUUGCUGACUGUGUGAAAGGUGCUUUCCAUGUUCAGGAGUCUGUUCCAGAGAACGUAGAUAUCAAAAAGAAAGUUUUUCUGGAAUUGGAUGAAUUGGCUGAUGAUUCUGUAGUUUUAUGCAGCUCAACAAGUUGCAUCGUUCCAUCCACUUUUUCUGAAAAGCUGAAACAUCGCUCACAAGUUGUCGUUGCACACCCUGCUAACCCCCCAUACUAUGUACCAAUAGUAGAAAUGGUACCUUCUCCAUGGACAAAACCAGAAGUUGUCUCUAAAACUACCGCUUUAAUGAAAGAGAUUGGUCAGAAACCUGUAGUAUGUAAAAAGGAAAUUUAUGGAUUUGCCAUCAACAGGAUGCAAUAUGCCAUCAUCAAUGAGUGCUGGCGACUUGUGCAGGAUGGUGUGAUGUCAGUGGAAGAUGUCGACGCCGUGAUGUCUGAGGGUCUUGGUAUGAGAUAUGCAUUUCUGGGAGUGUUUGAAACAUGCCAUCUUAAUGCUGAUGGCAUGCUUGACUAUUGCAGGCGUUAUGCAAAGGGCAUCUUUAAUGUAUCAGAAACCUUUGGACCUGCCCCACAAAUGAAAGGUCCAACUGCAGAAAAUAUUCACAAAGAGCUUUGUGAAAUGGUUCCUCUUCAGCAGCUCAACGAUCGUAGAAAAUGGAGAGAUGAAAGGUUGGCUUGUUUAGCUAAGCUAAAGAAGUCAAUGGACACUGAAUAAAUUCCCAUUAUAUUAAAAAAGGAAAGAAUUCCUUUAAGCAAUUUUAAAUGCUCCCUUAAAAUUUGUAAUUAAUGUUAUAUAACAUUUUCAGUAUAAAAUAAAUGUAUU
Messenger RNA from Uloborus diversus, 1129 nucleotides. Its product is annotated as lambda-crystallin-like. The coding region runs from base 74 to 1021 and encodes 315 amino acids. The record is from RefSeq and is a predicted model, not a curated record. Gene Ontology annotation, biological process: fatty acid metabolic process. The transcript has 5 exons. NCBI's taxonomy places the organism in Eukaryota, Metazoa, Arthropoda, Arachnida, Araneae, Uloboridae. Gene Ontology annotation, molecular function: oxidoreductase activity, acting on the CH-OH group of donors, NAD or NADP as acceptor; NAD+ binding.